This is a messenger RNA of Corticium candelabrum, 2281 nucleotides long. RefSeq lists its product as uncharacterized. The record is from RefSeq and is a predicted model, not a curated record. Lineage: Eukaryota; Metazoa; Porifera; Homoscleromorpha; Homosclerophorida; Plakinidae. Bases 77 to 2188 code for a protein of 703 amino acids. The transcript has 10 exons.
UGAAACAGCCUGCUAGCUGCUCUGUCGGGCGCAUAGUGGUGUGAUUUCGUCUGCAUAUGUUGUCAUAUAGUUUACGAUGACCGACACUGCUAGUACCAAGUCGUUCCCGUUGUCUGCUGAGUUUGUAGAGCGACAGUUCCGGAGUCGUCGUCAGCAGCGGAUUCGACACAGUUGGUUCUCUGUUGCUCGCUUUAAACGCAACAUGCUGACGAAAGGAGUGCUGCAGAGUUUUCUUGAGAAUUCAUCGUUUGGUGUCGUAUUGCAAAUUGUGUUAGCUGUUGUAUGCACCCUCAUAUGUCAGUCACAAGAAUUGGAAUUUAAUGCCCAGAUGAGUCUGUUUGUGGGCCCACUUGUCUUCCCUCUGGCUUUCUCGAUUAACGCCUGUUACCAACGACGUGAGAAAGUACUCGACGAUCUAGCGAAUCUUAAAGCAUCGGCUAUGGAGCUCUUUUUCUGUCAUAGAGACUGGUGGAAGCCAGCAGGUCUGUCGGAGAACUUCUUAGUCAAAAGUUUACAAAAUUUGAGAGAUCUGAUGGGAUACGUGCAAGCUUAUCUGAAGAAGCCGAAGGGAAAGGAUCGAGUCACAUCUCUUGGGCGUAUAUACCACUGCAUGAGUGAAAUCGCUCUGGCUUCUGAGACUCUACGAUCAUCGAGGUUACCGAUGAGUGGACCAUUGGUGACUCGUCUUAUUCACUACAACAAUGUAAUGUGUUGGUCGUUUGAGCGUCUGAGGGUCGUCAGGGACUACAGAUCGCCUCGAACGAUUCAGGCGUUCUCCAAGGUACUCAUCUUUGUCAUUCCCAUUGUCCUCUCCCCUUACUAUGUACACAUUGGAAACGAUCCAACUAAAGAGACUGGACCUAAAUGGGCUCCAUAUUUUGUUGCUAUUCUUGUCUCGUUUGUGCUUGGAUCGCUCCAGGCUGUCGAGGAUGCCCUCGAUGAUCCAUUUGAUGGCAUCAGUGAAGAUGAUAUUAAUUUAGAUCAGCUUCAGGACUGGGCUCACUUUGCUCUCAUUGUGUCUCCUUCCCGUUCUCUUUAUGAUUCAGCGGCCACUUCAGUUGCUGGUAGCAUCGCUAGUCUGCAAGAGGUAGCUGCUGAAUCUUCUGUUCAAAGAAGAAACAAGCCAGACUCGGAACGCGACGACGAAGAUACUAGUGUAGCUGUAGGAACGUCAAUGGUUACUCCAUCGUCGGUUUCUAUUGACAUGACUGUUCAACAGACUACUGAUGAUAGCUAUCCUAGCCUAAUGUCAAGUCCAUUGGACCUCCUUCGUACAACUCCUGUUGAUUUGGGGCCUUUGGAUAUUGAUGUCGACUCAUUUGCUUGGUCACAAAGUAUAAGUCAGAAAUACAAAGAUGAGGCACUGGUAGAAGCCAAUGGUUUGCAGUCAUCAACAGAAGAGAAAUCACUCACUCCUGGCAGUGUAGCUGCACUGAGGAAGGAGUAUGAGAGUGAAACAGCUGGUGCAUCAGUGGUGGCAAAUGGCACGAAAACAGAGAAAAAGUCGCAGAGUCCUGAAGUUGUAGAGCCGGACAAUUUGUUGGAAUUACAACGAACUCUUGACAAACUAGAGCAAAACAGGAUGAGACGUCAGAGGAAUAGUGAAGACGGAGAUAUUUCCAUCAGUCCAGUCGGUGACUCGGGAUCCCCCGUAACAGUCGAAAGUCCUACAUUUGAUCAUUAUAACCGACAAUCUGGACGACGGAGGCGAAGACCCUCAGGAUCUGGUCAUCCUCUUCCUUCCACUCCAGAAGGUGAAGCCGUAUUGUCUGUACAUUCUCCGAAUAGGAAUGUGAGACGUAUCCAACAAACCAGCUCUCCGGCAUGGUCUCGAUUGGGACAUUCCCUUACAGAUCUCUCAAAUCAUCACCCCCAAGAACGUGCAAGUCGGUCACCAAUCGUUCCGGCUUUCAGCUGGACACAGAACCCACAUGGUUUGUACAGGACUCGUUCAGAGUCACUUGGACAAGACUUCUACCUCAGUGGAGUAGACAACAACCGUGACAUUCUAUACUCGCCAAGGCAAUCGCCAAUGUUUGGAGGAGCUGAAUUAGAUAUGGAUGUGCAGCCUGCUAAACCUCAUUUCAAAUGGGACAAUGACAACGUAAUGACAAUGCCUCAAAUGCACACGGAGGACGGACAAGUGUUUACAUAUGUAGCACCUGGUGAAAUUGAGACAGAUUUAUAAGGCAUGUUCAGUGUACAUACAUGUAAAGUAACUCUUGCUGCUGCCAUGCAGUCAAUUUGCAAGUAAAUUCACAAUGACAGUUGUUUACUAUGA